AUUCGAAAAUGAAGAUCUGUGACGUUAACUCUUUUGAAUCCAAGAUUUUCAUAUCUUCGUGGUCAUUUUACCUUGAGAUAACCUAAUGAGCUACUGUGAAACAAAUGCCUCAUCGAUUUACGUGAAGAUGUGCACCAUUCAGAUAAUCUUAAAGCGCUAAGCGGGAAAGGAUGAACUUGCAACUUUUGCUAUACAAUGCUGCUCAUUGACGAUUUGAACGAAACCCUUUGAUAGGAACUAUCGGCGGCAUCUGCUUGUUAGCUACUGCGACAAGCCAUGUGACUUUUUAGAGAGAAUUUGAUACAAAUGGUGCAACAGGGUAUUUUUACGUAUCAUUGUUGUUACGUAAGAGUUUAGAUGUCGUUUUAAAGUAGGAAGUCAUUUACGAAGAGUGGGAAGAUAGUUGGCAUUCACAAGCUUUAAUUAUCAGUAUUACCUUUCUAUGACUGUGUUCUUAUACUAUGGUAGCUAAUUCCAAACGCAAUGUGCUUGUUAACAGAAGAAGGAACUAUGUCCGUCGGAUGGAACUGAGAAGUGACUGUCGUGUUAGGUAAUGAUGCACAGAGUGAAAAAUGAUGUCCUGCGCUGUUACCUGUUCUAAGCGUUCGUGUGAAAUACAUAUCCAAACAGUAUCAGAUUUAUAUCGUUGAACUUGCAGUGGCUUGAUCAUCGAAGUGAUUCUACCUGUUUAGACGGGUAGAGGCAACGAAGAUUUAGAUGUGGUAGGCAGCUGUAGGGAUGGAUAAGUUGAUGUGGAUGACGACGCCAGCGACGUCGACCACCGGGGCGACAGAGGAAGGGCCUCCGGAGACGUGGCAGCCGAACGUGACGGCGGCCUCUGACGGCAGACAGCCGGAGGGCGGCGGCGGCGGCGGCUGGCAGCUGGUGCUGGCCAUCGCGCUCAAGUCGUCCGCCAUGGGCUUCAUCAUCGUGGCGGCGCUGUUCGGCAACCUGCUGGUGAUCGUGAGCGUGAUGCGCCACCGCAAGCUGCGCGUGCUCACCAACUACUUCGUGGUGUCGCUGGCGCUGGCCGACAUGCUGGUGGCGCUGUGCGCCAUGUGCUUCAACGCGAGCGUCGAGCUGACGGCCGGCACCUGGCUCUUCGGCUACUUCAUGUGCGACGUGUGGAACUCGCUGGACGUGUACUUCUCGACGGCGUCCAUCCUGCACCUGUGCUGCAUCAGCGUGGACCGCUACUACGCCAUCGUGCGGCCGCUCGACUACCCGCGCAUCAUGACGCCGGCGCGGCUCGCCGCCAUGCUGGCCGUCGUGUGGUGCUCGCCGGCGCUCGUCUCGUUCGUGCCCAUCUUCCUGGGCUGGUACACCACCGACGAGCACCUCGAGUUCCGCCGCCGGCACCCGGACCGCUGCGCCUUCACCGUCAACAAGGCGUACGCCGUCGUCUCGAGCAGCGUCAGUUUCUGGGUGCCCGGCGUCAUCAUGAUCUUCAUGUACUACCGCAUCUACGUCGAGGCCGACCGCCAGGAGCGCAUGCUCUACAGGACGAAGGUGGCGGCGGCGCUGCUGAACAAGCACCUGCAGAUCAACGGCAUCGGCGGCGGCAUCAGCACGCUCAACGGCGACGCGGCCGAGGCCUCGGCGGGGGCGGCGGCGGCGGCGGGCCCGGGGGCGGCUGCUGCGGCGCUGCCGCCGCCGUCGCCGGCCGCCACGGUCGAGCCGCUCGCCUCCAGCAAGAUGCGGCGAGAGCGCAAGGCGGCGCGCACGCUCGGCAUCAUCAUGUCCGCCUUUCUCGCCUGCUGGCUGCCCUUCUUCCUCUGGUACAUCAUCACGACGCUGUGCGGCGAGGAGCGGUGCUACUGCCCCCCCGUGGUGGUGGCGGCCGUCUUCUGGGUCGGCUACUUCAACUCGGCGCUGAACCCGCUCAUCUACGCCUACUUCAACCGCGACUUCCGCGCCGCCUUCAAGCUGACGCUGCAGGCGUGCUGCAUGUGGCUGCUGCUGGGCCACGGCCACCUCGCCUGUCUGCGCUCGCGGGGGAGGACCCGGGGGCGGCGCGCCCACGCCGCCCCCGGCAACGGCGCCACCGCCGGCGACAGCAACGGCUCCUCCGACGGCCUGCCCAACCACCAGCAGCUGCGCGGCGCCGCCACCACCGAAGUCAGCAUCAACAACGUCCAGUCGGAGGACGUCAUCUGA
Schistocerca gregaria is the source of this 2157-nucleotide messenger RNA. Its product is annotated as octopamine receptor beta-1R-like. Gene Ontology annotation, molecular function: octopamine receptor activity. Gene Ontology annotation, biological process: adenylate cyclase-activating adrenergic receptor signaling pathway. Gene Ontology annotation, cellular component: membrane. NCBI's taxonomy places the organism in Eukaryota, Metazoa, Arthropoda, Insecta, Orthoptera, Acrididae. The coding region runs from base 739 to 2157 and encodes 472 amino acids. The transcript is spliced from 3 exons. The record is from RefSeq and is a predicted model, not a curated record.